UCAAUGUCAAUUGUCAAGUGUGCUCGCGGCGAAGACGUAAUUUUCCGGCUAUCUCUAUUCUUUUCAAUAAUAACAAUCAAUCAAUACUAUAUUACAGUAAGGAUAUUAUGGAUAUCUGAUUUAUUUCGAACAAUAAUCUAAUUAAAACUUGGAGUGUGUGCUAAAUUUGAUCUCAGCAUAAUGGCUGAAACAACGGAAAAUAUUUUCCUGUUUGUUCCCAACAUAAUCGGUUUCGCAAGGGUCGUUCUGGCUAUUAUAUCUUUCUAUAUAAUGCGUACGCACUGCAUAUUGGCGUGUUUAUGUUAUAUUACUUCGGCCUUGCUCGACGCAUUUGAUGGUCAUGCCGCCAGAAUGUUUAAUCAAAGCACCAAGUUUGGAGCGAUGUUGGAUCAACUUACCGACCGUGCUGGCACCGCAGGCCUCAUGAUGACACUCGCAACAUUCUAUCCAGAAUACACUUUUUGGCUCCAACUGUCCAUGGUCAUUGAUAUAACUUGCCACUGGCUAUACUUGCAUACCUCUACAUUGCAAGGGAAAACGUCGCACAAGUUUAUCGACAUGUCAGAGAAUCCUAUAAUGCACUUGUAUUACACUAACAAGAAUGUCCUUUUCGCUAUGUGCGCUGGCAAUGAAGCAUUCUAUACUGCUCUGUAUGUUGCAUACUUCUAUAAAGGACCUGCAGUUCUGGGAUUAGGACUGUUUGAACUGAUUGCAUGGAUAUCAAUGCCAGUGGCAGUGGUGAAAGCUGGCAUUUCAGUGCUACAUGGUAUUGUGGCGUCCAUUAACCUGUCUAUUAUUGAUGUCAAGGAACGAGCGGCUCUUGCAGAGAAGCAAAAGGAAUAAAACUACACAAACAACCAUGUUCCUAUUUAUUUUAGCUUACUUAGUAGUGAACUCGAAUGUCUUAGUUGUUUCCAAAAAUGCCAAAAAUAUUUCCAUUUUUAUUAGUGAGUUUUGUCAAUUGAUGGUUACAAGGUCCACUUA
This is a messenger RNA of Bicyclus anynana (squinting bush brown), 984 nucleotides long. It is a transcript of the gene Pis, whose product is annotated as CDP-diacylglycerol--inositol 3-phosphatidyltransferase. The transcript has 4 exons. NCBI's taxonomy places the organism in Eukaryota, Metazoa, Arthropoda, Insecta, Lepidoptera, Nymphalidae. Bases 181 to 843 code for a protein of 220 amino acids. The record is from RefSeq and is a predicted model, not a curated record. Gene Ontology annotation, cellular component: Golgi apparatus; membrane. Gene Ontology annotation, molecular function: CDP-diacylglycerol-inositol 3-phosphatidyltransferase activity. Gene Ontology annotation, biological process: phosphatidylinositol biosynthetic process.